Molecule: messenger RNA, 1558 nt
Organism: Prosopis cineraria
Lineage: Eukaryota; Viridiplantae; Streptophyta; Magnoliopsida; Fabales; Fabaceae
Product: zinc finger protein 7-like
Exons: 1
Coding region: 908-1453 (181 amino acids)
Source: RefSeq, a predicted model, not a curated record
GAACCAAAAAUCACUUCCUCUUGACUUUUUUUUUUUCCUCCACCAUUUUUGGCAGUUUCUGGGGCUCAACAGCUUUAUGGUUACAAUAAAAAAGAUUGUGCAAAACUUGCAAGUAUUCCAGUGUCUUAAUUUGGAACAUUGAAAUGCUUCUUUGUUCACUGAUAACGUGUCCUCUUUCUAUUGCCUGCCAUGGAUCUUGCCUUAACUAACAAGAACAACAACCCAUCAUUCAGCUUAACAUGUUUGAACUUUUAAAACCAGUGUCCUUUGUUUGUCUGUGUGUGUAAAUAAUGGCCUAGUAAAACAUUAUCUUUUCAUAUCAGACUUGUGGCUUCUAGGAACCCAAGACCACUAGGCACAGUAAUCAAGCUAACAAGUGGUCCAGAAUUUGCAAAGCCAGCAUAGGAGCCUAUAACUGCAGAAUGGGAUUUUGGGAAUUGGGACAAAGUAUAAAUACCUAUGUGGAUCUUUUCUCAUGCUGUAAGAAGACAUCAACGACACAGCAUUAUUUUUUGGUUUUUUUCAUUGACGCGUGUAGUUUAAAAGUGUAAUCUUUAUCUAGCACUACAAGACACUUCCAAUAGUGGAAGGGUCUAUUUUUAAUCCAUCAAGGAACAACUUAUUUAGAUGCCACGAGAAGAGUGAAGCUUAAGAGAAGCAAGCAUCUGAAGACAAACAUAAACCAACACCAUGAAAUGUCAGAACACAAGCAUUGUCGUCUUCCAAAGUACAUGCACCACUAAGUGGGAACACAGGAUAUAGCCGAGAGAUAAUAAAAGAUAACACUUUUAUUAAGUGAUGAUAUUCAUCUCCCGCAACUUCUAUUUUUAUUUGAGAGAGAGCAAGAGCAAGCACUCCCAAAUUGUUGUAUCUUAAACUAUUCUGAUCUGAAAGAAGCCAAGAAGCUAUGACUUUCUGCAAGGAGGAAGAAGAAAUGGUGGAUGAGGUAUCUGUUGCAGUAUCAGUAUCAAUGAACAAAGAAGUAGAAGUUGGAUCAGAGGGAACAAGAGAAUGGUUGAGUUUAGGACUCAACGGAUCUGACAAACCCCAGGACAUGGAGGGCGCCGAAAUAUCAAAACCAUUCCAGAAUAACAAGGUAUUCUCAUGCAAUUUCUGCAUGAGAAAGUUUUAUAGUUCACAAGCCCUAGGGGGUCACCAGAAUGCACACAAGAGGGAAAGAGGAGAGGCAGAAAGGAACCAAUCUCAUAGAAUGACGAUGGUGGCGUCAAGGUCACUGGGAGUGCAGACACACUCAUUUGUGCACAAGCCAAGCAGAGAAGCGUCAGGCAUGGCGGCUCGAUUCUGUGGUGUCAAUCAUGGGUUUCAAAUGCCAUAUUGGAUGCCGUUUAUGGUAGAACAAGCUAUGGAUUUGAGUUGGCCAGGAAGUUUUCGUGUGGAUUUGCCAAAACAAGAAUCGGAUGUAAAUAAGCUUGACUUGGAUCUUCAGCUCUGAUGCACUUCACUCACAGCUUUCUUGAUGUUUGGUCUUCACACGUAAUGUGUUACACAAUGCUAAUAGAAUAUUAAAUAAAAACGGUAAUUUACUGUUCUUGUAUUA